Mucor mucedo is the source of this 2655-nucleotide messenger RNA. RefSeq names its product nuclear pore component-domain-containing protein. Gene Ontology annotation, cellular component: nuclear pore. The coding region runs from base 129 to 2594 and encodes 821 amino acids. Gene Ontology annotation, biological process: mRNA export from nucleus; ribosomal small subunit export from nucleus; ribosomal large subunit export from nucleus. The transcript is spliced from 7 exons. NCBI's taxonomy places the organism in Eukaryota, Fungi, Mucoromycota, Mucoromycetes, Mucorales, Mucoraceae. Gene Ontology annotation, molecular function: protein binding; structural constituent of nuclear pore. The record is from RefSeq and is a predicted model, not a curated record.
ACCAGUUUAGUCAAAAUACACCAGUCACGACGGUGUUUCAAUCGUGUGCCGUUCAGCACUUCAGAAUAUUGUGUGGGUGGUUUUUUUCUUCUUUCAAAUACACCAAAAAAAAAAAAACAGUUGUCAAAAUGAGCUACUCACAAGAUACCUGGCUUGAUAGUCUUAUAAAACAUUCAAUUUUUGAAUUGAAUCAACAAGAAAAAUUAGUUGUUCAAUCGUUGGAGAUUAAUCAAACACGUCAACAACCCGUGACUGACUUUAUACUUCAACACCACAAUCGUGUUAUUGCUUUAAGAGACAAUGAUCUCUUUGUUGCCGUUGGAAAGCAAAUUAGAGUGCUGAACUUGACUGAAUUUAAGGACACUUGGGUUGAAGUUUCUCAGGAGGUUCAAGACCAAGGCAUUGCCUUAUUUGAAAACUGGAUUCAUUCAGUUCCCUACAAAGUAUUAGAUACGCCUGAAAUCAACUUUUAUAUUGAAUCUAUGGUGCCUAAUAUCAAUGGCAGACUUUUAGCAGUAACUGGAAAUUCAGGCUUGGUGAUCGUCUGUUUACCCAGACAAGGUUUUUCGGACGUUUCUCAUUCUAGAAGAAAGAUCGAUUGCCGAACUUUAUCAAUCGGUACAAAAUAUUACGACUUUUCAAGAAACGAAAUUCUCAAAGUAGAGUGGCACCCAUUGAGUGAAACACGUACCCAUAUCGUAGUUCUUGGUAGUGAUAAUAUGCUGCGUAUCUUUGACGUUAGUGUAGAUAUCGAGGAACCUGAGCAGACUUUUGAUUUAUCUCCUAAUGAAAAGUCCGAAAAGAGCAGCCAAGGUGGAUUUUCUUUGGAUGACGAUGAAAGUGGAGAAGAGGAUGCUGUCACAUUCAGUCUCGGUAAUAUUAGUCGAGAUACAAGCGGAUGGGAGCCAUUUACCGUGUUCUAUGCUCUUCGCAGCGGUCACAUCUAUUCACUUUGUCCUGUGAUCCCUUUCAAAAGCGUUAUUCGCCGUGGUCAUUUAGACAAUCUUUCGUGUCUUUCUCAAGUGAAGUACGAGCAGUCCAAGUCCAACAACAAAACUUUGUCUCACCUUUUCAGUCUCCACAAUCAAUGGAUCAAACAUUUAUUUGAAUCUGCAAAGAUCGGAACUAAAGGCUUAGAUAGUGACUCAUUGACAGUAUUUAGCUCAGAUGAACAUAUCCCUUAUCCUGUCCAAAGACAGGGUCCCUUUUUAAUCAGUCAUACUAAUCCCCUUGAUGGUGGAAUCGAAGCUACCGAUAUCCUAUUCAGCAAUGUUGGUCCAAUCAGCAUUCUCUCUUUGGCUUUGAAUAACGGAACUUUGCAUAAUUAUAUUAUUGGAAGUGAAAUUGAUGCUCAAUGGCAAUUACCUGUAAAGAACGCAAAAAAUAUUUGGCAAAGUGAGUUGGCACAUUUGCUAUCAGAUGCGGAUUUUCUCCCAAGAGCCUCCUUGUACGAAGUUCUCAAGUUAAAGUCAGAAAAUACACCCCCUUUCCAACGUGUCACUUUGGUUAACGAUCCCUUAUACAAAGAUACAUAUUACGCUUAUCAUGCCGGUGGUGUACAUGUUAUUUCAAUGAACAAAUGGGUACAGCAACUGGCGGACCUUAGCAACAGCUUUGAAGAGGGAAAAUCAACUGAAGGUGGAAUCAACAAUUGGUUAAAUCAAAAAAUUACAUCUGACGUUCGUCAACUUGUGAACUCAUCGCCUUUGCAAUCCGGAUUUGUACCUAUUGUUGGGUUUGUUUUAAUCAAAGAUAUGUAUUUGUCUUAUUCUUCCAUCACUUUAACCUCAGAUUACCGCGCCGUAACUAGAGAUAUGAAUAUGCGUCAUGAUAGACCUGUAUCCAAAGAAUCUCAAAAUGCUAUAAAAGAACAACUAAAGUAUGUCGGUGAUGCGGAAUCCAAAUACCAACCUCUUUUAUCUUUACCUGCAUUCCAACCUCCUAAGCAGCUGGAUGGCUUACCUAAACAAGCUAAAAUUAUAAUCCCUCCCAAUAUGGGCGGAUCCAAGGAUAUUGUGAUUACCGAGGAAUCACUCCGUUUCUUUGCCAAAUCUUCUGAACAAAUUCGUCGUGAAACACAUGAUUUAAAGAAGGCAGCUGUCAAGAUUGAUUCAAGAUUACUUAUGCAACAAAAGGAGUUUGAGAAACAAGUUACAGACUUAAGAGAUUUAUAUGAUCGCUUACAGCUCGCCAGGUCCGCUGAUAUCAAAACUGGUCAAGAACAAAAAUUAAAAGAACUUCAUCAAACGCACGCCAAAUUACGUUUAAGAAUCGAUGAACAGUUGCGCAAGUUAAUGCAAGUGUAUCAACCUGAUUUAUCUAAUGAGGAAAAGGAUUGGAUCGCCAAGUUAGAAAAGAUCGCAAAGCAAGUUGGUGGCGAGUCAGGCUAUGAUGCUCGCAUUAAGCAGCUAAAGGAUCAACUGGAACAAAUAUCACUCAAGUCAAGUAAGAAACCAAAGGCCACCGUUUCCAACAUUAAUGCCACUCAGCUUAACAACGUUUUGCGUACUUUGAAAGAGCAAAAAAGCUCUAUUACGGAUGUUAAGCAUAGAGUUGAAACAGUCAGCAACAAAUUACCUUCAACAGUUGCAUAAAUUUUCUUGUCACAAACCUGUGAAUUGCAAAAAAUAAAAUUAAAACCAUUUUUACAAACAA